Heteronotia binoei (common prickly gecko) is the source of this 1551-nucleotide messenger RNA. The record is from the annotation of a RefSeq genome assembly. NCBI's taxonomy places the organism in Eukaryota, Metazoa, Chordata, Lepidosauria, Squamata, Gekkonidae.
GUGACCCUAACUCGUUGAUUCUUCUCAACUAACCACAAAGACAUCGGCACCCUGUAUCUACUAUUUGGUGCAUGAGCUGGCAUAGCGGGUACUGCCCUAAGCCUUUUAAUCCGCGCUGAACUUAGCCAGCCCGGCGCAUUAAUAGGAGACGAUCAGAUCUACAACGUUGUAGUAACAGCCCAUGCUUUUGUUAUAAUUUUCUUCAUAGUAAUACCAGUUAUAAUCGGCGGCUUCGGAAAUUGACUUGUACCCCUAAUACUAGGCGCCCCAGACAUAGCAUUCCCACGAAUGAACAACAUAAGCUUUUGACUCCUCCCCCCCUCCCUUCUCCUCCUAUUAGCCUCUGCAGGGGUAGAGGCCGGAGCGGGCACUGGCUGAACAGUAUACCCGCCCCUUGCCGCUAAUUUAGCACACGCAGGCCCAUCCGUAGACCUCGUCAUCUUCUCCCUGCACCUUGCCGGUGCCUCAUCAAUUCUAGGGGCUAUUAACUUUAUUACCACAUGCAUUAACAUAAAACCCCCAUCACUCUCACAAUACAACACCUCUUUAUUCGUAUGGUCCGUCUUGAUCACUGCAGUACUCCUGCUACUAGCCCUCCCCGUACUUGCAGCCGGAAUCACAAUACUCCUAACAGACCGAAAUCUGAAUACCACCUUCUUUGACCCUGCGGGAGGAGGGGACCCAGUAUUAUAUCAACACCUAUUUUGAUUUUUUGGCCACCCAGAAGUAUAUAUUCUUAUUCUUCCUGGCUUCGGCAUAGUAUCACAUAUUAUUACUUACUAUGCAGGAAAAAAAGAACCCUUUGGCUACAUAGGAAUAGUGUGAGCGAUAGUAUCAAUCGGUUUCUUGGGUUUUAUUGUUUGAGCUCACCACAUGUUCACCGUCGGUAUAGACGUAGACACACGCGCGUACUUUACAUCAGCCACAAUAAUUAUUGCUAUUCCAACCGGUGUAAAAGUAUUUAGUUGACUUGCAACCUUGCACGGAGGAAUAAUCAAAUGAGAAGCCCCCCUUCUAUGAGCAAUAGGCUUUAUCUUUUUAUUCACCGUUGGAGGCCUAACCGGCGUAAUCCUUGCUAACUCCUCAUUAGAUAUUGUCCUACAUGACACCUAUUAUGUAGUUGCCCACUUCCACUACGUAUUAUCAAUAGGGGCUGUAUUUGCAAUCAUAGGAGGAUUCGUCCACUGAUUCCCACUAUUCACAGGAUAUACCUUACACCCAACAUGAACAAAAGCCCACUUUGGAUUAAUGUUUAUUGGAGUCAACUUAACCUUUUUCCCACAACACUUCCUAGGACUAGCAGGCAUGCCGCGGCGAUAUUCAGAUUACCCUGAUGCCUAUGCUCUAUGAAACACUAUCUCAUCAAUCGGCUCCCUAAUCUCUAUAGCUGGGGCCAUUGUCAUAACAUUCAUUAUCUGAGAAGCCUUUGCCACCAAACGCACCCCAUCAAUAACAAGCCCUAUACACACUAACUCAGAGUGACUUCACGGCUGCCCACCUCCAUACCACACCCACGAAGAACCCAUGCUCAUCUAUACCCCCAACAAGAGA